AUGCCCGGCAGGUUCUCUUCGCUGAGGCGAUCAACGAGACCAAAAGGUCCCUCUCGACCCUCUUCCUCCCAUGGACAACCUCCCAGCGGGGGGUUGCUGAGACCUCCCACGGUAGGAGGAAGCUCGUCUCGAAGGUCCAGGUCCCAUGAGGCCAGUCGCCGACCACGAUAUCCCCCAACUUCGAGCCCGAGAGAUUCCUACUAUGGCCGUCCCAAGAGAAAGGAAACUCGCUGGCGGUCCGUGUCGCCUCGCGCCCGGCCACCUCCGCCCAGACCAACGGAUCGCGUCCGACGUCGCAUGAACCGAGACUCUGAUAUGUCUGCCGACGAUGAAAGCAGGCCUAUCUCUCGUCGACCAUCGCUGAGUCCUCCUCGUUAUCGCGGCGACCGACCUCCCAGACAAGAACGCCCAAGGCCUCCAACUCUUGGGCACGAAGCACCACCAUCGCCAUGGCCAUCGUCUCCGAGGGUGCCGACGAGCGCACGUCCCCCAAUAAGAUCACACCCAACAGAUAGCUAUAGACCAGAUGCCCAACGUCGACCGUCGUACGAAGCGCCGCGCUCACCAAGACAUCCUCCCCGGGUGCCGAGGCCAUCGCCUCCUCCGGGCUAUAGACCAGCACCUCAUCUCGCUUCGGAGAUGCUGCGCGGGAGGCCCAGGAGGCAUCCCCCUGCUGGCCCGGCUAAACCACAGGCCCCUCCUGAAAGGCCAGCCAAAACUCAAGCUGCUCCCGAAAGGUCGGCCAAGCAUCAGGGGUCCCAUGAAAGGCCGCCCGUCAGGCCUCCUGCUGAGAAGCCCUCCGAGAAGACCCCCGAGAAACCGGCUGAGAAACCGGCUCCAGACCAGCAAAAGAGCAAGUCAAAUGAGUUUCUUCAACAUCUCCCAAAAGCCCUUGCAACGUAUAUUGGCGUCAAGUCAUUGAAUGAGCAUGCCGACACCGCCAAAGAGUGGGCCGACUGGUUCAUGAACAUCCAAAAAGCCCCAGAUGAGUUGCGCGAUCUUUCCAGCAAAGUGACUGCAGCCAAGGACACCAUCGAUCAGAUCCAGACUACUAUUACUGCACGUCCCGAUCUGCUGGAAGGCGACAGUGCCGAUGCUCUCAGGCAACAGAUCGAGUCGGCCAUGAAGAAUGCCAAGGUGGCCCUGAAUAAGAUGACCAAGCUUCUCCAGGACCUGAGGGACGAUGGCCUAGAAGGGACGGUCUGGGAAGGUUUCCACAACUUUUAUAGCUCGUAUAGAUACAAGAAUGAGUGGGAAGACAAGAUCAAGGAAGCUGAUGCCGAUCUUGAGAAGCAGUUGGGAACUCUCAACUCGCUCAUGGUCAACAUUUACUCACGUGCCCUGAUGAAGCCAGCACCUCCAGGGAUGAGCAACCCCCCUCCGCCGCCAGGGUCAAGGAAGCCAUCGACCUCUGCGGGGGCAAGACGGUCGUCUCAUGAGCACAGCUCUUCGAGAUCGAGGGCUGGUUCAACUGGAUUGGAUCCUCCUCCGAUGGGUCAAUUUUACAGGCCUCCAAGUCCAAUCCCGACGCCUACGCCUCCGACUGAGGGACAUUCUGAAGAGAAAUCGCCAGAAAGCAACACUGACAGCAAACAAGCUUGGUCAACUCCGCCAACCGGAGCCCCGACCAAAGAUAACGUCCAGGCCGAUACUGAUUCAACUCAGGCACCGAAAUCUCCACCUAGCGCUGCUGUACAGCAACCGAGCGAGCCGUCAAAGGACGAGCCCAAGAAUGAAGAACCCAAGAAUGAGAAGCCUCCUCCACAGCCAAAGGUUACAAAGGUCAAGGCGCCUAAACAGCGAGCUCCAGCAGACGAUCCCGAAGAUGUCCUUCUUGAUGCCGCCUGGAAUGGCGACAUCGGCGCUUGCGGAGAAGCUCUUCGUAUCGCAUCGCCACUGACGCGUGACCUUCAAGGUCUAACACCACUGCACCUCGCAGCGGAACGUGAUCAUCUUGCCAUCGCGAUGUUACUGCUUGAUCACGGCGCCGACUGUAACGCCCGCGCCAACGGAGGUCGAACACCAUUGCAUCUCGCGGCGAGGUUUGGCUCAGCAGCCAUGGUCGAAUUUCUCGUAGAUGACGGUCGCUCGGACCCCAAUGCGAGGACGAAUGAUGGACGUACGCCUUUACACUACGCAGCGAGUGCUGCUAUGGACGGAGAUGACGAGAGGAGAGAAGUCGUCAGGAUUCUUAGAGAUUGGCGAGCAGACCCGACGAUUGAGGACAACAAGGGUAGAACGCCUCGAGACCUCGCGCAGAAGCGAGACUAUUGGGACGUGUCAUCGACGCUGAGGAGAGCUGAGAAGAAAUGGGAGGAGGAUCACAACCCAAAUUGGCUUCAGCGACACGGAUUCAUGAAAUAGAUGUUGAGACACUGUAGAGAAAAGCUUGCAGGAGCGUAGAUUUUAACAUGACUCGUUUACUCAG
Molecule: messenger RNA, 2428 nt
Organism: Fusarium vanettenii 77-13-4
Lineage: Eukaryota; Fungi; Ascomycota; Sordariomycetes; Hypocreales; Nectriaceae
Exons: 6
Coding region: 1-2364 (787 amino acids)
Molecular function (GO): protein binding
Source: RefSeq, a predicted model, not a curated record